AUGAAAGUGCUGGUUUCUGUGAAGGGAAUAGUUUGCAGGUAUUUCGCGGACGCGGACACUGUCGAUCCACGUUUCUUGACGUGUCAACGUCACAGUAACCCAGACGCUGCACCACGCCUUAAGCAUGCUUGCAUGAAGUUUCACAAACAAGAAGAGGAACGCUUACGUAUUAUGCACAGACGUUUGUUGACGCAACGUGAAGAAAAGAAAAGGCAGCGUGGAUUAGCCAGACACAAGAAAAUACUGAAAAGUCUCGAAGGUGUUUCGAUAUCGUGGCCAGAGAAUGAUAUUAAACGUCCGAAGUUGCUGAAUACGAGUCCGAUGUUUUUGGAUUUGUUCCGCGAUAAGGCCAUUUGCGCUGGUUUCACUCACGAGCAAUUCGAGCGUAAUUUCAAACGUAUCGAUGGUGCCGAUCUCUCCUAUCUUCCGCCAGGAUUUUCACACGAAUUCCUCAGCUAUUUCGAAGCUCGGGAAAAGAUACUACCCACUGAGAGAAUGCGACUGAAGGAGCUGGAAACGGAAGCAAUGAAUUUACGUAAACAACAAGCUGAACUCGAGAAGGAACUUUGUGAGUUGGAAAAAUCGAUAUCAGCAUCGAAUAGCAACACGUCGCCACAACCUCGUGUACAGAGUCCGGUUCGAGAACAACGUGUGCUGCUCAGUUGGUACAGUACAAUGGUGGCGUUAGGAGUGAAGAAGAUUCGGAAGCCAUUUACAGGCCUCUCACAUGAACUGUGCUCACCAUCGAAACAACAUCGCGCCUCCAAGACACCAUCGAGUAAACCGUCGACAUCGACUGUGUCGCCAUCCACAUGUGCUCGUUCGAAGUCAGUAUCAAACAAAAGAAAUGGACGUAUUAGUAGUGGUACCAGUGCCAGUAACGCUACGAAAUCAAAUGAUAUCUCACCCAUAAGUAAAUCUCAGCCAAAUACCCCGAUUCUGCACUCCUUACACGCAUCUCCACCUGUUUGCAGCAUAUGUCAUAAGGUGAAUGUUUCACCUAAUAACAUGAGAUUUGUAUUCUUACCAACAAUAUUAAUCAGGAACAUUGGUUUGCAAUUGCAUUAUUCUUGCGCAUACUUGAUUCACAUCAAUCAGGUGAUCGCCUUGUCGCUGUUUUUUGAGCGAUAUCUAUCUACCUCAUGA
Anisakis simplex (herring worm) is the source of this 1146-nucleotide messenger RNA. Lineage: Eukaryota; Metazoa; Nematoda; Chromadorea; Rhabditida; Anisakidae. The record is from the annotation of a GenBank genome assembly.